This is a messenger RNA of Hypoxylon fragiforme, 1300 nucleotides long. RefSeq lists its product as uncharacterized. Gene Ontology annotation, biological process: mitochondrial respiratory chain complex IV assembly. NCBI's taxonomy places the organism in Eukaryota, Fungi, Ascomycota, Sordariomycetes, Xylariales, Hypoxylaceae. The record is from RefSeq and is a predicted model, not a curated record. Gene Ontology annotation, cellular component: mitochondrial inner membrane. The transcript has a single exon. Bases 369 to 1064 code for a protein of 231 amino acids.
AUUUAUACAAUUCAACAUAUAUAGGCAGUACUUGGCAGUGUGCGACAACCUGACGAUACAUCCAAUACCCUCCCUAUCUACCGAUUCUACCCACCUACGCCCUGCGACACUUAUCUACCUACCCACAUAAACCAAAUCGCAACUACCGUAAUCGACUUCGUAUUCUCUCUACCUAGUACUUAGAGACCUCUCAGACAUUCGAGUCAUAUUAAGACUUUGAUACUCGAGGUGUCACAAAGGCCAUAAUAUAUAUUACCGCAAUACCCAGACUUACGAGCGUCGAAUAUCUGUCACGUCCAUAACCUAUACGCCCACAGCACAACAAAACAGAACACAACACAGUACACAAGCGCGUUACUACCGUAGCCAUGAAGGUGAUCUCGAAAGAAGAGGAGAAGGCGCACUAUAGCCAAGUCCUCCGGGGCGGCCUCAUCGGUGGUUCCUUAGGUCUCGGUCUGGGUUUAGGAAGUGUGCUCCUCGGAUCGCGGCGGUACCCCGCCUUCCGGUCCCUCACCGUACCCUUCCGAGCCUUCCUGGUAACGUCAACGGGGACGUUCGGCGCCAUCAUAAACGCGGAGCGGUACUCGAACGAGUUCCACCGACGGAAUAACCCGAUGAACUUCUACGUCGACGACGCCCAGCGCACACAGGAGCUCAUCCGACAACAGGAGACCCCCUGGGACCGCUUCACCACCUGGGGGCGCGAGAACCGCUACUCCAUCGUCUUCGUCUCCUGGGUCGCCGCCAUGGCCGUCUCGCUAGGCAUCGUCGGCCGCAACCGCUACCUAUCCAGCAGCCAGAAGCUCGUCCAGGCCCGUGUCUACGCCCAGGGUCUAACCUUGGCCGUCCUCAUCGCUAGCGCCGUCUUCGAGACCGCCGACGCGAGCUCCGGGACGGGCCGCUGGGAGACCAUCAAGGUCAUCGACCCCGACGACCCCGAGCACAAGCACCUCAUCGAAAUGCGCGUCCACAAGGAGGAGUAUGAGGGCCAGGACCUGUGGAAGGAUAUGGUGGCCGCCGAGGAGAAGCGGUUAGCCGGGCUCAAGAAAAACGGCGGCUCGUAAUAGACGCGUUUUCUGAUACCCCAUACAUUGCCACUCACACCUACGUUCUACAGAAGUGCUUACGCAGGUAGUUCUCGACAGAGAAGGAAAAAAAGGAUACCAAGACGAAUGAGAGCAGGUCGGGCUGCUAGGCCGUACAGACAGAUAGACCGAGAGUAGCUGGAGUUUUCCUUUCCUUUUUGGGAGAGGUGGGCAUUUUUUCUGCAUAACAAGGUCACGAAUGUGUUGGAUGCGGC